Molecule: messenger RNA, 3088 nt
Organism: Poecilia reticulata (guppy)
Lineage: Eukaryota; Metazoa; Chordata; Actinopteri; Cyprinodontiformes; Poeciliidae
Product: torsin-1A-like
Biological process (GO): nuclear membrane organization; protein localization to nucleus
Cellular component (GO): nuclear envelope; endoplasmic reticulum; endoplasmic reticulum lumen
Molecular function (GO): kinesin binding; ATP binding; ATP hydrolysis activity
Source: RefSeq, a predicted model, not a curated record
CUGACGUCACUAAUUUAACAACAGCAGCACUUCCCUUUCGAGACGCUUCGCCAUAACAACGCGUUCCUCGCGGUUUCAUCCCGGUUUGUCUUCGUAAAAGAAAUGCAGCCGAGAAAGCAACACGUUCUGCUCCUCUGGUUGAUUUUCUACUCCAGCAUGGCGGAGGCGCUGGAACCCAUUAGCACCACCAUCGCAGUAGGAAUGGCCGCGGCUCUCACCGGAAUUUUAGCGAGAUACCAGAACAUUUUCUACUACUUCCACGAAUGCUGCCGGCCCGAGUGGAUAUCAUUCAAUAUAACAAGGCUCAAGACGGACCUGGACAACAAGCUGUUCGGACAGCACAUUGCGUCCCGCAUCAUCUUAAAAGCCGUGAACGGCUUCAUGAGCAACACGAACCCGAAGAAGCCUCUGGUGCUCUCUCUCCAUGGGUGGACCGGCACCGGGAAGAACUUUGUGAGCCAGCUCAUCGCCGAAAGCGUUUACGCUGAAGGAAUGCACAGCCGCUUCGUCCACGUGUUCACGUCCACGCUUCACUUCCCUCAUGUGGAGCACAUAGCCACCUACAAGUCUCAGUUGCAGCAGUGGGUCAGAGGCAAUGUGACCAACUGUGAGCGCUCCAUGUUCAUCUUUGAUGAGAUGGACAAGAUGCAUCCAGGCUUGAUUGACAGCAUCAAGCCGUACCUGGACUACUAUGACAAGCUGGACGGGGUGUCUUAUCGGAAAUCCAUCUUCAUCUUCCUCAGCAACGCAGGAGGAGACGGCAUCAUCCAGACGGCUCUGGAGUUCUGGAAAGCGGGAAAAAAUCGAGAGGAGAUCGAGCUCAAAGACCUGGAAACGACUCUCUCGCUCUCCGUGUUCAACAACAACAAAAGCGGCUUCUUUCGUACAAGUUUGAUCGACAAGAACCUGGUGGACUUCUUCGUUCCCUUCCUGCCUCUGGAGUACCAGCACGUGGUCCAGUGCGCCAUGGCCGAGAUGAAAGCCAGAAACCUCGAACCCAGCCCCAACGUGGCAGACCAGGUGGCCAGGGAUUUGGUUUACUUCCCCAAAUCUGAGCGAGUGUUCUCCGUCAAAGGCUGCAAGACGAUAGAGAGCAAACUGGACUUCUACACGUAGAUGUGCGCAUCUAAAGGACAUAAAGACGAGUCACUAAGUGCACUUUUUUUUUUAGAAAAAGAACUUUGCAGCCAAAAUGACUAGAGACAGGAAGCCAGUCUGGCUGAAGAGUAUUUAGUGAAGGUUUCUCUGUCUGACCUUGUGGCCUUCAAGCCAUCAGGAGGCCUUCUCACUUACACUCAGCGCCAGCCGGAUGAAAUAUUCAAGCGGUCAGAGCGAUUAGUCACUUGCUAAAGAGCUUAAUCUCUGCUUUUAUGUCGCCAGUCUUGGACGGUUGUGUUUGCUUGGAAAAACUCUUAAGUAUUGACGUCUUCCUGUCAGGGAAUCCCGUUUCCCUUUGGAGCCGUUCUCCAACGUGGUCUUGACGUGAACGGAUCGCCUUAAAUCUUUGUCUCACAGUUUUUCAUCGAAUUUUACAUGUCAACAGCUGUUCAUUUACCUCAAUAAACGAGCAGUUGGUGGUGUAGGUGAGGUGAAAACAGGAAGUCUCCUUUUUUAAAACUUAAAUAUAGUGUCAUUUAUUCUGCACUGUUAAACCUCACUGCACUGCAAAGAUUACACCAGUGAAAUUAAGUGUUGUAACGUGAUUUGUUUUUAAGAAACUCAGGAUUGUCGUCUUAUCAGUUCUGAUCGUCUGAAUGGAAACGGUUUGGGUUGGCGUUUCCCCAAUCAAAGCGCUACAUUGCAUGUAAUAUACGGUGAUUCUCCAAUGUCAGGUUUUUGUUAUGAAAAGAAAACGAGACCAUGACAAAUCGCUUUAAAACAUUUCCACAUGUAAUGUUGGGGGUAAAUUUAUCGUUAUGACAACAUAAUGCAGUGAAAUGAUAUUUUAAAUUUAGAAGGUAAAGGUUUUAGGGAAUUAACUUAGACAUUGACCUGAAGCCAUUUUGUAAUAAGUCCUUGCUAAGAUGGACAUUUAUUUCAUUUUUCCAGCACUCAGACAGAUGAUAAUCUAUGAUUCUUGUUUUCAGGAAACCAAAAGGAGAAAGACCUUAACACUUAAAUUUUUUUGGAAGACUUGACUUGCACACAUUAUCACAUAUUGCAUGUUCUCCUAAUUUUGUACAAUUCUAAUACAGAUGAGCUGAAAAAUAAAUCAGUUGGAAAGCAUUAGCUUAGCUGCAGUAGCCUAGUUUUAUAAACUUCAAACUUUAUUAAUGUAAGCAUCUAAGCAUCUGGUGCUGGGUUAACAAUCGUCAUCCUAUAGCUGCCAACUUCGUGACUUUGUUGCUGUAUUUAGUAAUUUUUAAGACAAAAAUAAAAAAGCCAAAAUUGGAAUCAGCAGGUCAUUCAUUUAAAAAAUCUGUGGUCGGUGAUCGGCCAAAAAACUGCAAUCAGUGCACUCCUAAUUGACAUAGCAAAGAUCAGCUUAGACACAAUAUUUGCUCUGGGCGUUUUUGAUGUAUUUGACCAAUAGGAUGGACUCUGCUCUUAAUGUUUACACCUGAGCUAUAGUUUUAGUGGCUGAACUGCUCAUUGAGGACGGUAAAAUUAAAUUUGGGGUAAUAAUUAAUAGUGCUGGAAUUUUCAGCAAGAGAAUCAGUUAUACAUUUUCGUGCUGUUGUGCAAAUCUAGUGUUUACUCAAGUAGGCUGAAAGAUGAAAUUGAGUUUGAGGUUCUUCACAAUUAUUAAACUGCAUCUUUGCAAGAAAACAAAAAAAUCCUUUUCAACAGAUUUUUUUUGUACAGAAUAAAUGUUACAUUAAUGUUGGAAAAAGUUUAGAUUUGUUUCAGUGCCAUACUAAGAGGGGCAUCUAUGCUUUUUUGGAGCUACUGUAUUCUACUUUCUAAGCAGUGGGAGGAAGUUUAUCUCUGUUGGUUGUACAAGUGUUAAGAAGAAAGCAAACCUUUUCAGUGUGACUGUUUCUGUUUACCUCUGAAUGUGAAUUUCUGCUGUGCAUAGAAAGCUCCUUGGCUGUACAUACCACCAAGCAUUCAGAUCACAGCUAAUAAUAAAACAUGUUUUUGAAUA